AACUUGUACUGAGAAAGAAAAUGGCGGUCUUCCCAAAGAGAAAACAGAAUUUUAGAACAUUUUAGAUUAACUGGUCAAUGAAAUUAAAUUUAUCGUAAAAUUUAUACCCCAAGGUCUGAACAAUGAGUGAAGAAGACGCACCACCCCCACGGUUUGCUGGCCGCACUUACAGCCGGUCAAAACAAAAGCCAGCAAAUAAAACAAUCGAUGAAGCAGCUGACAGUAAGACUCCACUAAAGGCAGCAAUGUCAAUAUCAAAAUGGGGAAAGACUAACUAUAACUAUGUUCCCCUGCGUGAAGGCACGGACGGCAGCUCUGACGCCAAGAAGGUGAAGCUGGAAGUGAAGGCAGAAGAUCCCUUCAGCUUUGAAACAGAAGACAAAAGGAAGUUAAGUCCUGUCAAGAAACAGGUUCCUGCACCACAGCCAGAUGUAAAACAUUCGACAAAACUUCCUGCCUCAAGGAUACUUGUUAGUGACGAAGUUAUUGAUAUCAGUAUGGACGAACCUGUUGUGACUAAACAAGAAGGGAAAGCAGCCUCGUUCCGCACCUAUACAAGAACAUCCCCAAAAAAGCCGAUCAUUAUGGAUCAGUUUAUAGAAGUGGGCAAGACAGAAGUUUCAGCUACUGGCGAAACAUUUUUUUUCACCGAUUCAAAGUCUAAUCUCAAGCAAGAGAUGUUCACAGAUGCCCAGGUGGAGGUGAAGGAUGAAGAUGAUGAGUUGUUUCCUGUCCAGUUUAAAAGAGACCCACUUAAAACUUACUCAGGUGAAGUUGUUACGCCCAUUGACAAGCCAGAUUCACCUCCACGAAGGAAGUCUAACUAUAAAAGAAAGGGUGGGCCGAGAGGGAGAAAACCUCUGACUGUGUCCGACCCUGAUUUGAUAGAAGAAUACAAAAGAAAUUACGCAGCUCAACAGCUGAAAGGAAAACCAGAUACAGCGACAGGCGGACUAAACAACUCGAUGGUGGUAUCUAAACAAGAAAUGGCCAAUGAAGACCAAGGUACCACCGUUGUAGUUGUUUGCAAACCAAAAUCACAACUUGAAAAAAAUGAAGCCAAAAAUGCAGCAAAGAAUGCCAAAGCGAAAGCUGUUGCUUCUGAUGUUUCUUCUCAGGAUAGCGUUGGGGAGAACGGAAGUACAACAUCUACCCCUGUUAAUUUAGAAAGUGUUUCUUAUGGUUCUGUUAAAAUUGUUUCACACCUGGCAGCUGAUUCUGAGCCAUCCUCACAGAGCAGUGUUUCCUCCCCUUCCUCCACAGCGACCGCUCACAAACGAGCAGCCCAAGGUGGUAAAAGCUUGAACACCGAUUCUGCCUCAUCUCAGUCAUUUAAUUCUCCUGCUUCAUCAGACACUUCAACUCCCGGGCAAAGCAAGCGCUACAGAAUAUUUAAAUCACGUACACCUCAAGUUGAGGAAUACCUAAAGCCACCUGUGUUUAAAGGUGAUGAAGAGGAUGAGGUGAUGGAGUUUUCUGUUAGUGCCAGCGAGCAAGAGGCAGGUGGAACUCAGGAACUGUCCAUGACAGAUGAUGAGAAGGUGGUCUAUGUUGAAAUUGGAAUUGAAUCGCCUUCAUUGUCUUUAGAAAGUGCACAUGUUGAGUUAGGUGUUAAUAAUGAACAGGUAGAUUCCUCUGGAGCACUGACAACUGUUGCUGCUCACCUCCAAGCCAUUCAAGAGUCAUUAGAUUCACCUAAUCAACAAGGUAAGUCUAAUGCCAAGACUAAAGUUGACACAGACUUGGGGAGAGGAUCAAGCAAGAAUUAUGCAGAUCGGCAGCAAACAGAUUGUGCUACUUCGGAUGUCUCGACCUCGCAGGAUACUGUUAGUGAGAAUGGAGAAGCAGACACAUCUGCUGGCUCAGAACGUGUGGUGUACACCACACGAUCCUCUACGAAGAUUGUGGCAGCUAACUCGGAAGGACCAUCAGCAGCUGUGAAGAGAGUUUCUCAAGGUGCAAAAAACUUGAAUACUGACUCUGCUCUAUCUCAGGCUACAGCUGACAAUGCAUCUGGCCAAGGGAAAUCCUACAGAAUAUUCAAAUCACGUAAACCGCAGGUCGAAGAGUAUCUGAAGCCUCCUGUGUUUAAAGGGGAUGAGGAGGAUGAGGGAAUGGAAGAAGAAACACAAGAUUCAUCAGAAGAUUUAAAAUUAAUGUAUGUUGAUAUGGAAAUGGAUUUAGAAGAAAUAAAAGCCUCACAAGGCUCUUCUACUGUUGUUGAUGAUAAUGAUCACACUGAUGUCAAGCAGAAAGAUCCUUUAGCAGCAAGGGAACUUCUGGCAGCUCGUCUUCGCAACCUGGACAAGGGUCAAGAUUCCGAUUCUACUGGGGAACCAGACAAUUUGUCUGAAUGCUCAGAGAACCUUCAGUCUCUAGAAUCUCCUUCAAACAGCCAAACGACGUCAGAAAGCAGCCAGAAGGAUGUGACUAGUGCUCCAAGAAAAUUUUUCAAAUCAAAAAAAUCUUUAUCUAAUUCAUCUGAUCUACAGAGGAAGCUACUUGGUGGCAGCCCACAUAAAGGGUCACCUGCUAAAGCAACUUAUAAUGCACGUUCCUGGUACAAAGAGCAUGAGCAGGAGGAAAGGGAGGAAUCAUCAGUAAAAAGUGGCAGUAAAAAUGUAGAGAAAGAAGAUGAUAUUGUGCUAAUAAAAGAUUCCAGUAGGGGUCCAAAGUUGAAGAGAGAAGUACAUUGGCCAGAAGGACAGCACGAAGAAGCCUACACUUCUCUCAGAGUUAGCAAAACUCAUAAGGAGCUCUACACUGUGGUUCACAAUGUGAAACAAACACAUGAGGUACAGGAGCUAGGGGAGGCCCAGGACUUUAUGGAUGAUGUGGAUUAUCUCCUUGGAAGUUUACAGAACACAAAGUCCAUUUCUGAACGCUGCCUUAGUUGUUUGACUUUAGCUGGAAAAUGCAUUUCACCAGCUUUUAGAAUGCACAUUCGUGCCCAUGGGACUGUGACUAAAAUAUUUAGUCUACUCCGUGAUGCCUGCUCUGAUCCUUGUUUGGCUUUGAGUACAUCAGCAAUAAUGUUCAUGCUGAGUCGAGACCGUCUGAACAUGGACCUGGACAAAGACAGCCUAAAUCUGAUGCUCAAGUUGAAUGAAGUUGAUGCAUUAGACAAAGCUACUGCCUCUACCCUCAGCCACCUGGAAAAAACCAAACAGCGAGUGCAGGAGCUGCUGGCCCAGUUGCAACAAGAGACACAUGCCAGAGAAAUUGACUUGGGAUUUGUAUCUACUGGCAACCUAGCAAUGGAAUCAUUACUAAGUUUAACCUCAAGAAGGGCUGGUGAGUGGUUCAAAGAGGAGCUGCGUUCUGUUGGAGGCCUUGAUCACAUUGUUGAUUCUGUGAAUGCCUGUGAAAAGAACCUUCCUAAUGACCUCACUAAACAGAUACAAACUUCACUGCCAGUUUUGAGGAAACUAGACAGAUGUUUACGAGUAUUGGAAAAUAUCAGCUUUAUGAACUCUGACAACCAAAAUUAUUUGAUUGCUUAUAAAAAUGCUUCUCUCCUUCAGUCAUGUACCAGAACACUCUUGCUUUGUCAGCAGUGCAUGCCAACAUAUGCACUACAUGACAACACAGAAACUAACAAAGCAUUGAAAGAUUUACCCGGCUACACCGUUUUAGUGUGUAUGCUUGCAGUUCUUAGGGUGUUGUUGAAUGUCACUCAUGAACACAAACUUGGUGAUCUAGAUCCUGCUAGUGAAACACUGCUGAUGGAAACCAUACUGAAAUGUCUAACCACAACCCAAUGGUGUAUCCCUGUGGAACAGAGGUUUGACAUGGCUAUCUUGUGUCUGGGGUUAUUGAUCAACAUGGUAGAGAACAGGAAGACAAAUCGUGAGAUCAUGAUGAAGAUGGAAACACAGGUGAAAUACACUGAGAGAUCACAGUCUAAAACAAUGAGUGCCAUUAAAGCUGUUGUAGAGCUGUUUGUCCAAAGAGAACAUGCAGCUCGUGAAAUGGAAGAAGAUACUGAAGGGACACCAGAGACCUCCAUGGCCGACUCCCCCAACAAGAGUGGGGAGUGGAAGGAGUCUGACUCAGGUAUUCAGUGGAUCACAAACAAUCUGAAGAAAGCUAAGGAAGAAGAAGAAAAGCUAAUGAAAAACUCAGGAACUGUCAAGGAUGAGAACACAGAGGGGGAUGAGGCCAACCAGAGUAUCCUGGAGGAUGAUGAAGAAACAUUUACCAAAGCCCUUCAUAAAGCUGGAAAGCACAUGGAGAACAGCAUUGUGGCAUCAUAUGCAGGGCUUUUGCUAGGGACAACCAUCAUUGAUAACAUGGAGUAUGCUGCAACAGUAAAGAAACUCAUUCCAAAUGAAGACUUUGGUCCCAUGGUUAAAAUGUUGAAGAAAUUCCUCAACUUCAUGAGCUUAACUACUGCGUUUGGCAGCACAGAUGUUAAUGGCAUCACGAAGGUUAUUGAAGUUUUGGAAAAUGCGUGAUAUUAAACCCUAAAAUCAUGUUGUGCUUAUAUUUCGAUUCUGUAGGGAGUUUGAAUGUUGAGUUAUCCCUUGAGAAUCUUCCUCUGAGUAAGCUUAAAGGAAAGUUUAAAAAAAAACAAGUUUUGUUUGGAAAUUUGAAUAACUUGUUAAAAUUUACAAUUUUUUGUCUUGUUUCUUUUUUCAUUUUGAUGUUAACUACUACAGGUUUAUACAUUUUUAAAAUUGUGUAUAUUGACCAAAUAUUAAGUAAGUUUCUUCUCAUAACACAGAUUAUUAAUCAUAUUCACUCCCAGCCAAAUUUGAUUUAUAAUCUCCCUUUGUCUUGCAAUGUCCUAGGUUUUAGUUUGUAUUUUUUCUCUACUGUCCUCCUUGUAAUAUUUUAUCUCUGGCCAUCUUAAUUAAGCAAUGAUUUUCAUCCUGUUUAUUUUAAAUGUGGGCGAAUUCAGUGUAGUAUUUAAUACAUGAUUUUGUUUUGCCCAAAUUGAAUGUAUUCAAAGAUAUUUUUUGUUUCUUGAAUUGAUUGCUUAUAGUUAUAUUAAUCUUUGGUAAUUAUACUCGCACUUGGAAAUACUUUAUAAUUGAAUUUUUGGUAAUCACUUUAUAUUGGUUUUCGGUAAUUGAUUUUUAUUGGAUUUUUAUUGACAGCCAGCCAUAUUCUACAUAUACCAUUUCAUGGAUAGUGAACGCAAUAGACUUCUAUCUCUAUAUGAUUUUGUUUGCAUUUACCAUUUUCUAUUUCAUUUUGCUCAGCUUAAUACUUACUCUUUGCUCAGAUCUGCUAGACUUUUAGAUUUCAUAUUUUCCCUAACACAAAAUAGAGGUUCAUUCGCUAUAUUUUACACUUUGUUUUUACCUCUGUUCAAAGAACAUUUAGAUAUAUCUGUUUAUUAGUAAAAUACAUUUUUAGUUCAUAAUUUUUAUUUUAUCUAGUUAAAACUACUCCUUAUACUUAAAAGGUUUAUAUGUUGUAAGUUCAAUAAUUUGUGUAUCAGGGGUGCUUGUUUUAGUAGUUUCCAAAUGAAUUUAUAUCACUAACUUUGUUAACAUGAGUCCCCCAUAUGUAGACUACUUUAUGCUUCCCAUUUGUACAUAGAUUUCAUUGCUUCACCUUCAAACAUACAUUUUUCUUGUAAAUAAAUUGUUCUUUUUUUAAUCAGUAAUGGAACUUGAAUUUUUAUCUCAAUAUAUUUUUGUGUUACUCUGGACAAGGGGCUUGUAAGCUACUACCAACUGGUUUACAGGGGUUGAAAGACAUGUUUAAAUGGGAUUAAAGCUUCAUUUUUCUUCUACUAUAUUUAUACCAAGUGUAUCUGCAUUACAUUUGAUACAUUUAUAUCCUGACAUCCCAUGUAUUUUACUCAACACGUCAUGGUGUCGAGUAUUGCAGGUCUAGGAGUUUGAUGAUGUUUGUUGUGUGAUCACAUCUCCAUACUAGAGUAGUCUCAGCUUGUCCACUUGUUGACUCUGUAGCUCCAUACGCCCAUUCAUCUAUUCCAUGUAUUUAUAUAAAGCAUCUGUAGGCAUGUGUUGUACAUAUUGUUACACCAUCAUUGAAAAAAAUCUAGCUUAAAACAAAAUUGCUUGAAAAAAUAAACAUUGCAUUAUCACUUGAGUGGGUACUGUCUUUUGUUGCUUGGAGAGGCUGAAAAAAAAAAUUUCAAAAGCUCAAUUUUAAAACAAAUUCCUUGAAGUUGAUUGAUUAAAAUGUACAUUGAUUCAACAUUAAAAGAUUUGUUG
Messenger RNA from Physella acuta, 6194 nucleotides. RefSeq names its product wings apart-like protein homolog. The record is from RefSeq and is a predicted model, not a curated record. NCBI's taxonomy places the organism in Eukaryota, Metazoa, Mollusca, Gastropoda, Physidae.